AUGUCUGACCACGGGGAAGAAGAAAAAGAAGCGAGACUUGAGGGCUUCGAGGAAAAAGACGACGUCGAUGUCUUUGACGUCGGCAUGUUCGAAGGCGGCAGUGAAGGUAGCGGAUUCCAUACUAAGAACAACCCCAAGGACCCCUAUCAACGAUCCGAGGUGAUCCAGCGGGCUGGCCAUGGUGUCGACAUUAGAUGCACACUAAUCGAUGCCAUUCACGGAGCCAUGUCUGCCGACAGUGACUACUGGGCGACGCUGCUGGUUCUACAGUUUCGCUUUGAUCCAGCCAAGCGGGCACGUCGUGUAGCAGAAGCGACCAUCGAGCUGCGGUUCGAUGUCUCGGACGCGAACAACCAAGUCCCCGAGGUCGAUGCCAUAUCGUUCGACGGCAACUACAGCUUCCUGCCCAGCAGACAGUCCGAGACCAUUAUUAAGGGCGGUAGCGGGAGCAUCGGAGCAAGCUACGUCGCAGACCUGAGCGCCUCAGCGAACUGGGAGAAGACGGUGGCUCGUGAGACGACAGAUGCCACUACGAUCAGUGGCGGCAAGCUCGUCCUGAACAACAUACCGCCCAACCGCGUCGCCAAAUGGACGCUGCUGGAGAAUAAGACGCUCAAGACGGGUGUCCCCGCCACGAUCCGAGUUGCUGUGCGGAUCAAGAGGCGCGACGAGGCCAUCUUCACCUGCAUCCCUCGGCUGGAGUGCAAGGCUGACAAGUGGACGAGGCUGGAGUCCUUCUUCGGGGGCGUGCCAGAAGAUGACCCCGUGCUGCUCAAGCCGGACAUGAAGGCGACGAACAAACUGAUGGUCUACGACACGGAGGAGCUGGGCAGCGUGGACUUGCAGAAGCUUAGUGACGUGACGUUUACAACGAUGAUAAUGAAUGCUCAGAAGUAA
Arthroderma uncinatum is the source of this 897-nucleotide messenger RNA. RefSeq lists its product as uncharacterized. The transcript has a single exon. Bases 1 to 897 code for a protein of 298 amino acids. The record is from RefSeq and is a predicted model, not a curated record. NCBI's taxonomy places the organism in Eukaryota, Fungi, Ascomycota, Eurotiomycetes, Onygenales, Arthrodermataceae.